Danaus plexippus (monarch butterfly) is the source of this 2263-nucleotide messenger RNA. It is a transcript of the gene Nnp-1, whose product is annotated as ribosomal RNA processing protein 1 homolog. The coding region runs from base 85 to 2103 and encodes 672 amino acids. The record is from RefSeq and is a predicted model, not a curated record. Gene Ontology annotation, cellular component: preribosome, small subunit precursor; preribosome, large subunit precursor; nucleus. NCBI's taxonomy places the organism in Eukaryota, Metazoa, Arthropoda, Insecta, Lepidoptera, Nymphalidae. The transcript is spliced from 11 exons. Gene Ontology annotation, biological process: rRNA processing.
UUACUUGUCAUUUGUCAGACGCACAACAUAAUUCAACACGACUUGUAAAAUUGUUUAAAACUAUAAAAAAAAUAAUAUAUCGAUAUGAAACGACUGGAAAAGAAAAAGGUUAAAAAUCCAAAACAUAAAAAGAAAUCUAUAAUAAAACCUAAAAAAGAGAAAGUACUCGUUGUGGCGCAGGAAUUUAAAUUUGCGCGUCUGCUUUCUGGAAACGAGAAAAAAACUAGAGAUCGUGUUUUGAAAACAUUGAAAAAAUGGCUUUUGAACUGUUUUGAGAAAGGAUAUGAGUUCAAGGAAGAUGACUUCAUCCGAGUAUGGAAAGGUUUAUUUUAUGCCGUGUGGAUGUCUGACAAGCCUCUAGUACAGGAAGAACUGUGUGACAAUAUAGCGGAGAUCCUCGACCUGUUCCCUGUGGAACAGAUACACCAUGCUAUCCUGAUGAUGAAGGCAGGGUUUAGAGUGUUAGCCACUGAGUGGUACGGACUGGAUCAACACAGGAUGGAUAAGUUCCUUAUGCUGGUCCGACGCUACCUCCGCGGCGGCUGGCGCUGUCUGAGGAGAGCCGACUGGAGUCUGGACUCGUGUCACAGAUUUGUUGACAUGCUCACGGGACAGGACGGCCUGUUUGCUGUGAAGACUCCAUCCUUUGCCAGGAACUCCCUGUCCCUGAUGCUGCAUGUCAUUGACUGCUACCUGGAGGAGUUGUCCAAGGUAUCCGAAGGUUCCAUCCCCCUGGCCAGCAUGGCGUGUCUCCUCCAACCGUUCACGCUCCACGUGAGGUGUGACACUCCGCUCAGUGUGCCGGCCAGGAGACUCCUCACGCAGCUCAUCACACAGACCGACCUGGGCUUGGAGUACGAACAGAAGGCUCGGGCCUGGAAAAAGAUGGGUUGUCCCCCCGGAGGACCGGAUGCCUUGGAGCUGGUGGAAGACGAGGAUGACGAGGAACAUGAGGAUGACGAGCAGGAGGAGGUCCUGGAGGACGGGCCUGGGCCGCUGGACCCUCGCGCAGGUCGUGUGAGCGUGCUGCUGACGCCGCUGCCAGUGCCGGGAGCCGAGCUAGCGGACCAGCUGAGAGGAGCCGCGACCUCGCACCGCGCGAAGAGACGAGCAGAGAUAUGUGCUGAGAGGUUCUUAGCUCUAUCAUCAUCAGAAUAUCCCCUGAAGGUUCCCGAGGCGGACAUCCCGGAGGAGGUGCCUAAGGGCGUGUCCCCUGGCAAGGCAGCCAAGAGUCUGGUGAGGCUGGAGAGGAGCCUCGGCGCCACCAAGGACGAACUGGCUCUCAAAGCAAUGAGCAAAAAACAUCGCAAGAAGUUACUGGCGAAGGCGCGAGCUGGUCUCAGUAUAGUGGAGGAAGUGACGGCAGGAUCCAGGGACGGGGAGUGGCAAGUCGAAGAAGCGGAAGACACAGAACACACCAAGGACGAGGACAAAGAAAACCUGAAGAAGAAAAAGAAUAGAAAAAGAAAGAUGAAGAACGACCAAGAAGACGGAAACAAGAAACGGAGAGUGACCGGAGAUGACGUCAUAGAGACAAAUGAAAGUAACCAUAAGAAUAGUAUCACAGAAAUUAAGAAAAAGAAACGAGAUAAAGCAAAGAUAAAGACAAAAAAAAAUAAUGAAAGAAAAGUCAGCGGAGGUGACGGAAGCAAGGCGGUGAUCAGUAUUAAGCCAAUAAAUAAAGAAAAUAAUACAAAAACACAAAAAGAUAGAAUAGAAAACAAAGAGCGGGCUGAGAGUGUAGCGAGUGAUGAGAGAAAGAAUGAAAAGAUGAGUAAAGAUAAGGAAAAGAAACAGGAAAAGAAGAGAAACGAGAAGGACAGUGAGAGAGUUACACCGAGUAAGGUCAAGAACUAUCAGAAGGCGACUCAAGCGAAGAAAGACAGUCCCAAGAAGGUGGUGACCUUCGACACGCCCAAGAAGGUGAAGUUCGUGUUGAAGAAGAACAGUAUGCAACUGCCCGGGGAGUACUACAGGAGCGUGCAGAGGAGCCCCGACAUCCCUUACGACGGGACCAGGCAGCCCGCCAAGACCAACCUCAAGCCCUCCACGCCCUCACCCAUCAACCCGUUCUUUAAGAAGUACAAGCUGAAGAUCAAGUGAGCGCUCUGAGACUGACUCAGUCUAGCGCCGAGUCUAGACUGCUCGGAGCCGAGGAAGACGUUCAGUCGUUCAAGUGAGUGGUUCUCUGUAUUGAUGUUAGACGCUGAUCACGUUACACUAGAAUUAAUGUUGUUUGUAAAAUAAAACUAAGCUUAAGUGA